Messenger RNA from Solanum dulcamara, 593 nucleotides. RefSeq lists its product as uncharacterized. The transcript has a single exon. Bases 17 to 427 code for a protein of 136 amino acids. The record is from RefSeq and is a predicted model, not a curated record. NCBI's taxonomy places the organism in Eukaryota, Viridiplantae, Streptophyta, Magnoliopsida, Solanales, Solanaceae.
AAAAGUGAGGCAAGUCAUGGCAGAAAAGGAAGGAGCAAUUGUCAAGAAGGGUCAUGAGGAAGGGUUAAAAAUGGCCCUUUCCCUUCUUGAAGAAUAUCAACUCCCAGCAGGGCUUCUCCCUCUGGCUGAUGUGAUAGAAGUCGGGUUUGUGAAGACUACCGGGUACAUGUGGAUCCUGCAAGCUAAAAAAGUUGAACAUAACUUCAAGAUGAUUAGUAAGCUGGUGAGUUAUGGUGCCGAAAUAACUGGAUAUGUCGAGAAGAAGAGGAUCAAGAAACUCAAGGGAGUGAAGGCUAAAGAACUGAUGCUAUGGCCUCCAGUCGGUGAUAUCUCAGUGGAUGAUCCUCCUAAAGGAAAGAUUCACUUCAAGAGUCUCGCUGGCAUCACAAAAACUUUCCCAGUUGAGGCUUUUGCAGAUGGACAGUAACCGGAGAGAGCGGCGUAUCUUCAGAUUUAUAUGUUUUUGUCUGUACUUGUUUGCUUUCUUCCCACACUUGAACCUGUUUGAUGGUCAACUCCAUGUUGAGACAAAUAAGAAUUUGUUGUUAGAUGUUUUUUCAUGAAAGAAAUGAUGAAAGAUACACUUUGUGUUA